Messenger RNA from Daldinia childiae, 2820 nucleotides. Its product is annotated as DNA repair protein RAD16. Lineage: Eukaryota; Fungi; Ascomycota; Sordariomycetes; Xylariales; Hypoxylaceae. The transcript has 4 exons. The record is from RefSeq and is a predicted model, not a curated record. The coding region runs from base 1 to 2820 and encodes 939 amino acids. Gene Ontology annotation, molecular function: ATP-dependent chromatin remodeler activity; ATP binding; metal ion binding.
AUGGCGCCGCGAACUAGACGUUCGAAGGCUGCGGAAGACAGUUCUACCAUCGAUAGCGCUGGCGGUACUCCUGCUUCACAACCUGUCCUUCCUCAACGACGUGGAAGGUCCUCUAAAGCCACCGCUAUUGAUGGCAACUCAACCUCUUCCGCACCAACACCAGCUACAACUGUUUCAGACAGCGAGUAUUCAACUCCUGCAACCAGCAAUGCUGUAACUCCCGCGCCUUCUAUCACUAAAAAACCUACUCAGCCGGGAACUAAGAGUCAGCCGCGCUUGGUAGUUGAACUUCCCAAGCUCCCUAAAGGCUCGACUGCGACAACAGGCACCAAGUCUAGCAGCCUUAGCUCUUCGACUUCAUCUAGAGUAACUACACGCCGCCGGCCUGCCCCGAUCGCCUACACCGAGGAGGAUUCGGAGGACGAUAUAAAUAUGAUGGAGGCACCUCGUGAAAAUCCUGUCCCGGCUAAGAGUAAUAUGGUUCUUGGUCGCAAGAGACCUAGUGUUGCGAUGUCUCUUGAUUCUGGCGCUGGAAGCGAUUUUAAUUCUACAUCAAAUCGAGCCCACAAGAAGCCAAAACUUACCGAUCCUGAAAGUGAUAAUGAGUCCCACCAAGAAAUUGAUGAUGAUGAGGAGGAGGAGGCCAUUGAUGAAAACAUGUCCGACUUCUAUGAGGCAGGACUUCUUCUUGAAGAUAGUUCAGAAUCCGACUCAGAUAGCCCUGUCGCCGAUUCGCAUACAAAUUCACAUGCACAUUCGCAUACAAAUACAAAUGCGAAUGCGAAUGCGAAUGCGAAUGCGCUUCCCAGCCAGCCCCAAAUCAUUCCUCGCAUUAAUCGCGUUCCUCGCAUUCGUCGCGCUUCUCGUCCCAUGAAUAGAAAGGAUGCAAUGAGAAGGAGGUUGACGAAGCACCAUCCAGAGCUUAGUACAAUGUGGGUUGACCUUGAAAAUAUGCCCGUUCUCAAGGCCGACAAGGCCGAGCAACCUACUACUAUCUCGCGCCAGUUAAAACCAUUCCAACUCGAAGGACUUGCCUGGAUGAAGGCUAUGGAAGCAACAAAGUGGAAGGGUGGUCUACUUGGAGAUGAGAUGGGUCUUGGUAAAACGAUUCAGGCAGUGUCUUUGAUCAUGUCUGACUAUCCUGCUAAGGCACCGUCACUGGUGCUCAUGCCACCUGUUGCCUUGAUGCAAUGGACAUCAGAAAUUGAGUCCUACACAAAUGGGAAGCUAAAGACCCUGGUAUUCCAUGGUACUAAUGCCAAGGCCAAGAAUUUGACAACUAGAGAACUUAAGAAAUUUGACGUUAUCUUAAUGUCUUACAAUACCCUGGAGUCGCUCUUCCGCAAACAAGAGAAGGGUUUCAAGAGGAAAGAGGGCACGUAUAAGGAGAAGAGCGCUAUUCACCAGAUCAAGUUCCACCGUGUGAUCCUAGAUGAGGCUCAUUGUAUCAAGUCUAGGAACACCAUGACUGCGAAGGCAUGUUUUGCCCUCAAAGUCGAAUACCGCUGGUGCUUAACCGGAACCCCCUUGCAGAACCGAAUUGGAGAGUUCUUUUCACUACUUCGAUUCCUCAAAAUUACACCAUUCGCGGAAUACUUCUGCCGAGAGUGUCCUUGUUCCAACCUUGAAUGGUGUGCAGAUGAAUCGAAGAAUUGCUCACACUGUGGUCACUAUAUGAUGUCACAUAUUUCAGUCUUCAAUCAAGAACUUCUACACCCUAUUACUCGCAACGGUAACCACGGCGAAGGCAAAGAAGCACUCAGCAAACUCCGUCUCCUUACGGACCGAAUCAUGCUGCGCCGUCUCAAGCGAGAUCAUACGAAUGCUAUGGAACUCCCCGUCAAGGAGAUCUAUGUUGAUCGACAAUUCUUGAGCGAAGAGGAGAACGACUUUGCUAACAGUAUCACGGAUAACAGUCAGCGCAAGUUUAACACCUACGUAGCUCAAGGUGUCAUGCUCAACAACUAUGCCAAUAUUUUUGGUUUGAUCAUGCAGAUGCGCCAGGUUGCUAACCACCCCGACCUGAUCCUGAAGAAGAAUGCGGAGGGAGGACAAAACGUGAUGGUCUGCUGCAUCUGCGACGAACCUGCUGAGGAGGCGAUUCGAUCCAAGUGCAAGCAUGACUUCUGUCGCUCAUGUGCGCAGCAUUACGUUAAUUCUCAGGAGGCACCAGACUGUCCUCGCUGCCACAUAUCUCUAUCUAUCGAUCUCGAGCAGCCUGAGAUUGAACAGGACGCAAUGCUUGUCAAGAAAUCUUCCAUCAUCAAUCGCAUUAAGAUGGAGAAUUGGACAUCGUCGUCCAAGAUCGAGCUACUUGUUCACGAGCUCCACAGGCUGCGAUCAGACAGUGCCUCGCACAAGUCGAUCAUCUUCUCGCAGUUCACCACGAUGCUCCAGCUGAUUGAAUGGCGUCUUCGACGAGCUGGCAUCACGACAGUCAUGCUCGAUGGAAGUAUGACACCAGCUCAGCGCCAGGCUUCCAUUGACCAUUUCAUGAAAAACGUCGAUGUAGAAUGUUUCCUGGUGUCGUUGAAGGCAGGUGGCGUUGCUCUGAACCUUACAGAGGCGUCACGAGUUUUCAUUGUUGAUCCGUGGUGGAACCCAGCAGCAGAGUGGCAAUCGGCCGACCGAUGCCAUCGUAUCGGACAGACGCGUCCAUGUAUCAUCAAACGUCUCUGCAUUGAGGAUUCAGUGGAGAGCCGUAUAGUUGCGUUGCAAGAGAAGAAGACCAGCAUGAUCAAUUCAACUGUCAACUCAGAUGAAGCAUCGCUAGAGGCUCUCACCCAUGAGGACCUCCAGUUCCUCUUCAAAGGAACCUAG